Molecule: messenger RNA, 1055 nt
Organism: Thrips palmi
Lineage: Eukaryota; Metazoa; Arthropoda; Insecta; Thysanoptera; Thripidae
Product: mediator of RNA polymerase II transcription subunit 15-like
Exons: 2
Coding region: 103-579 (158 amino acids)
Source: RefSeq, a predicted model, not a curated record
GAGUGCGCGCGCCUGUUCGGCCCGCACGCGUGCGAACACCUGUACCGGUGCGGGUGCCCCGACGCCCGCAACCCCUGCCGACACGUGCUGCGCGUGGCGGCCAUGGAGUGCGAGGCUCGGCUCCGGCUGGACAGCGAGAGGGGAGGUCACCAGGUUCCGGCCGAAGCGCAAGCCGAGUCCCCCGAAGUGAAAACCGCCGUGGCUUUUGCAUCGCCGAAGCCUGCGGCGCCUUCCACGGACGUUACGGAGGCGGCUGUUGUGCCGGAGGUGCCUUCCCCCGACGCGAAAGGAGUCAUGGCGCCUUCCCCCGACGUGAAGGAAGCCACCGUGCCUGCGGCGCCCUCUCCGGACGUGAAAGAAGUAGCCACCGUGCCUGAGGCGCCUUCCCCCGAGGUGACAGUCGUGGCCGUCAUCCGAGCAGCACCACCCGUCCUUGCUGCGGGUCUGGGGGCGCCACCGACCCGGAAGCGGAAUGCCCUGGCGGCGGCGUUCGGCCAAGGACCGGCCGGGAACACGCGCCGGCAGAGAGCAGCGCAGCGGGCCAAGCUUGCUGCAAGCAACACGGAGGAGGGCUCGUGAGAAAACGGCCUUCAACUUUCAUCGCAACCUGCCAUCCUGAUGCACCAUCAUGCGUGGCGGUCGCAUUGCACUGUUAACACAAGUUUAACGUAUGGGUUACGAUGAGACCUACUCUCGCAUUGUCAUGUUUAAGUUCAACAUGAGACUAAUUAAUGUAUCCCGAUAAUGACGACAUUUGAGAAAAUUUUAGAACACUGCUGUUUGAAUUAGCAGAUCCCAAUUAGUUUUUUUUCCAACAUCAUUGUAAAUUGCAGUUUUUGAGAACGUUCAUACAACGUAUUUGCCAAACCUGUGAACUUAUUUGAUUUUGUUUUUCUUUAGAACAUCACUGUAAGGUUCAGCUUUAAAAAACGUAUUAAAGUUACGUCUUUGUAAGGCCCGUGAACAAUUUAGAGUUAAUUCAUUGUAAUUAUCGUGAAAAAUUGUAAAAUUAUUGUUUAGUUUCCUGAAAUAUAUUUCCGGUUUCAAGUAUCACA